CUACUCAUGCUGCCCUCCGCGAUAGUGAGCGACCUCUCAUUGUGGAACGAGCGUCGAGAUCGUAGGACGAUUGUGUUAAUAAAAUGCGCGUGAUCCUAAUAAUUACUAUCAUCUCCACGUUAUUGUGGUGUGCGUGUGGUAGCAACUUCGUGGUAGGUAAUGUGGCGAACCGAGUGGAUCUCAGACACCACGAGCUGGUCCAGUACAACGCGAUACCAUUCAUCAAAAGAGUGAAAAAUUUCUUCUACACGGAUCCACAGAAUAAAGUCAUUGAAGGUAUACAAGCUUUGGACAACCUUCACAGCAAAUCUUCAAUCAACAUAACGGCGGGUGGCGUCGGAUCUACGUUUGUAAAUUUGAGGCUCAAAAGUGAAAGAGGAGGUGCUCUUGAUUACGAUAUUGGAAUCUAUACACGUCCUGAUUUUAUUUAAGUAAAUAAUUAAUUAAUAAGAAUAUA
Vanessa atalanta (red admiral) is the source of this 457-nucleotide messenger RNA. RefSeq lists its product as uncharacterized. Bases 84 to 431 code for a protein of 115 amino acids. The transcript is spliced from 2 exons. The record is from RefSeq and is a predicted model, not a curated record. Lineage: Eukaryota; Metazoa; Arthropoda; Insecta; Lepidoptera; Nymphalidae.